CUACUACACUACUAUUACUCUUACUACAAUAUAAUAAAUAAAUAAAUCAUAUUACUAAUAAGGAAGGAAAAGAAAGAUAUUAUUAUUAUUGUUAUUAUUAAUAGAUAUAUAUUUGUUUAUUAGAUUCAUUAGAAGUAGAAGAAGAAGAAGGGAGAGUGAGUUAGAGUAGCGAGAAUUUGAGAAAGCAAAAAUCACAAAAUCCAAAACCCAAAUACAAAUACAAAUACAAAUACAAAUGGUGUGAGCUGAGCUUGGGCUUUGGUGAAUACAAUGAAAUGAAGAAGAAGAGCUUAGUCGGAGUGUGAGUGAGUGAGUGAGUGAGAGAGUGUGUUUUGCGUUUUGAGUUUCGAUAGCCAAAUCCAUCGCUGCUUUUCUUUGCUGUUAAUGGGCUCCGAGCAAAACAGAUUUCCUCAGCACCAGGAAGCUGAACGGCGAAAGAGAUGGGGAGGAUGUUUGAGUGCGCUCUCUUGUUUCGGAACCCAAAAAGGUGGAAAACGAAUUGUACCCGCUUCUCGAAUUCCGGAGGGUAAUGGAUCAGCAACCCAACCCAAUGGUCAUGGUCAUGGUCACGGUCACGGUCACGGUCAUGGUCACCCUCAUGGUCCCCAACCCAAUGGCCUCCCCUCCCAACCUACCACCCUCUUAGCCCCACCUUCGUCCCCAGCCUCUUUCACCAACUCUGCUCUUCCUUCUACCGCUCAAUCCCCAACCAAUUGUUUCUUGUCACUCUCUGCCAACUCUCCCGGCGGCCCUUCCUCCAACAUGUACGCCACCGGUCCUUAUGCCCAUGAGACCCAGCUGGUAUCCCCUCCUGUCUUCUCAACCUUCACCACUGAGCCAUCCACCGCUCCUCUCACACCCCCACCUGAGCUGGCUCACCUCACCACUCCAUCUUCCCCUGAUGUCCCUUUUGCCCACUUCCUCUCCUCUACUGGGAGCGGCAUGGGCCUUAAAACCUCGGACAAGACCGGCUACAUUGGGGCAAACGAUCUCCAAGCUACUUAUUCGCUCUACCCUGGAAGCCCUCCCACUCCUAGUAGUCUCAUAUCACCCCAAAAUGGUAAAUGUGAGCUCGACCAUGACAAUGCGGGUGCAGCCUCAGCUGCGGCAUCGACUCAGGAUUCAAACUUUUUCUGCCCUGCUACGUUUGCUCAGUUCUAUCUGGACAACCCGCCCUUCCCAAAUUCUGGUGGGAGGUUGAGUGUUUCAAAAGAUUCAGAUGUUUACAACUCCUCGUCGUCCGCUGCUGCGAAUGGAAAUCAGAAUCAGAACAGUAGGCAGAUGAAAAGUCCGAAGCAAGAUGCUGAGGAGAUUGAAGCUUAUAGAGCAUCGUUUGGAUUCAGUGCGGAUGAGAUCAUCACAACCCCACAGUAUGUUGAGAUUUCUGAUGUCAUGGAUGACUCCAACUUUACCAUGACACCCACAGUGGAAGUGAGGCCAGGGCCAGAUUACAAAAGGCUGCAAGGUAGUGGUGAUAAUAAUAAUAAUAAAGCAGGUGGAGGAGAGGCUACGAUGAUAUCAGAUGAAGAAGAAGAAGAAGAAGAAGAAGACAUAUUCUCAUCAUUAAAAACGAGGAGGAGAUAUCCAAUGGGAAUGUCAAGCUCAGAUGCAGAAAUUGACUACAGAAGAGGAAGAAGCUUGAGGAAAAAAGAUUUCAUAUGGCAUGACCAAGUGAAGACCAACCAGACUGAGACUUGGGGACUUUGGACUUCUUUCGACCUUAUUAUUAAUUAGGACUUUAGCUAAAGCAAUCAAGCAAGCUUAGAUCAUAUAUUUCACUUUGUGGAAUUUCCCAAUUUGUAGUAAUUUGCUCUCUUUUCUCUUCUGUCAUUGGUGGAAUGAUCUAACCUAUGAUGAUCUCUCUCUAACAUCUCUCUCUCUCUCUCUUUCUCGCCCAGUUGUGUGACUUUGAGAAAUGUAUCCGAAUGCAACAAGCUCUGCUAUAUAUAUAUAUAUAUACAUAUAUGUUAAAUAUUUUGUGAGAA
Messenger RNA from Humulus lupulus (European hop), 1985 nucleotides. RefSeq lists its product as uncharacterized. The record is from RefSeq and is a predicted model, not a curated record. Lineage: Eukaryota; Viridiplantae; Streptophyta; Magnoliopsida; Rosales; Cannabaceae.